UGGUAGUCUGAUCUCUAUCAGCACAAACCGAACCAGAAAAGAUCUCUCUUGAUUUCGAAAAAUCUCUCCAGAUCUGAGCCGCAGUUUUCAAUUCCCGCAAUUUAAAUAUCUCAGAAUGUGGAAAACCGAGAGAGGACACUAAUAUCUCAAUUCUGCCCCAUUUUGUUUAUAUUCUUUUCUCUUUCUUUUGUAUACAAGAAAGGGGAGAGAGAGAGAGAGAGAGAGAGAGAGAAAGGAAGGAAGGAAUUUGUGGAGAUGGCAAAUAUUGGGCUGCUCACCAUUUGGCUCAACAAGAAGAUCGUCGAGCCUCUACUCGAAAUCCUUCGCAAGGGUGCCGAGCCUAAGCUGUUGGCCUUCUCUGCAGCUCUUGGCUUCACCAUUGGAUUGUUUCCAAUCUGUGGGACAACUGUGAUUAUCUGUGGGUUGGCUAUUGCAUCUCUUGGAUCCCACUGCCAUGCGCCAACUGUCAUGGUGAUUAAUCUCAUUGCUACACCAAUCGAACUGAGUUUAAUGGUACCGUUCCUGCGCUUUGGUGAAUACGUCUCUGGUGGACCUCAUUUUCCAUUGACUUCUGAUGCUUUGAAGAAAGUUUUAACCCUCCAAGCUUCGCAUGAAGUCUUAUUAAGUAUUGCACAUGCGUUGUUGGGAUGGCUUGUUGCGGCUCCUUUUAUUUUUGCCGCAGUGUAUAUACUCUCUUUACCAUUGUUUAAGGUGUUGGUUCACAAGUUUAGCACGCGUCCUUUAAGCCCAAAGAGAUCACUUUCACCAACAGAAGGCAGGCUUAAGGAUGACGAAAAAGAAAUUUGAUUGACAAGGUUGGAGGCUGAAUGCAUAGGGAGAUGCUGACAAAGUUGAUGAUGCUAAUCACGUGGUUUAAUGAUUGGGCAGGAUUGAUGAAGACGAGGGUUUGGUCAUUAACUGUGCCAUCAUUUGGGCAUUAUAUAUUACUAGCCUCGUUAGCCUCGUUACCCGUACGAUGUAUGUAUUGUUGGUGAAGGGAUGAAGACGAGGGUUUGGUCAUUAACUGUGCCAUCAUUUGGGCAUUAUAUAUUACUAGCCUCGUUACCCGUACGAUGUAUGUAAUAAUGUAUUAUUGGUGAAGGAAUGAAGAACGUUGAAGUUUGAAAUGACUUAAUACCUCGAAAGAACAAAUGUAGCACAUCAAAAUGCAUUUCUCCUCCAAGUACCCUGCGAUCACCGUUUUGUAUGUAUUGUUGCUGCAUAGAAAAGUUGAAGAAGAGAUUUCAAGUAGCAUUCAAAGAAUAGAAAAAGAAACCCCAAAAGGCCAAAACAAAUGGCUCACCGUUCAAUAAUUUUUCUUCUCCUGCUCUUUGCUGAUCUAAAAAUGGGAAAACAUGGGUUUG
This is a messenger RNA of Rosa chinensis, 1364 nucleotides long. RefSeq lists its product as uncharacterized. The record is from RefSeq and is a predicted model, not a curated record. Gene Ontology annotation, cellular component: intracellular membrane-bounded organelle. Lineage: Eukaryota; Viridiplantae; Streptophyta; Magnoliopsida; Rosales; Rosaceae. The transcript is spliced from 6 exons. Bases 256 to 807 code for a protein of 183 amino acids.